CUCGGACAAACCCGGAAGUUGUUUGUCUGUUUCCUUCUGGCUGGAAGCGUAAGAGCCGCUCCGACACUUGCAUGUCUCCAGUUUGUCGAUAAAGUUGGCUUCACCCACGGAAGACACGGUCGCCCCGGCUGUGGGCCUUUGUGAGGGGUCGUGCAUGUGCGUGCAUGCGUUGACCAGGUGUCGGGGUGAUGUACUGCGCCUACCAGGACCGGGAGGAGCUGGAGGACGACCUCUACCAAGAGGAUGACGGGGACUCUGAUGGGUCGGAGGCCAACAGUGAGUUGGAGUUCCGCCUCUACAGCCAGCUCCACUACUCCUCCAAUGCUGGGGAGAUGGAGGGGAUGGACGGGGUGGAGGAGGACGGAGAGGAGAAGGACGGAGAGCCUCGGGACGUCCAGAAACAGGAGGUGAUCGAGGAGAUCGAGGAUGCUGACGCAGAGCUAGAGCCCACGUCAGAAAGCCAGCCUCCGUCACCCGCUGCCGAGGAACUCCUGAGAAAGAAGAAGAAGGCGAAAGGAGACAAGCUGGAUAAAAAAAAGAAAGGGAAAAGCGACGCCAAAGGUCAGCAGUUGUCGGCGUCGCUUUUCGAGGAGGUCAUCGUGAUCGACUCGAGCCCUGAUGUCAUCUCCAUCUCCGAGGACGACUCCUCCGACGGCGAUUCGGGCGUCUGCGCCUUGAAGGGUCAAGGCCUGCAUCGGCUGCAAACGUCCACCCCGUCACAACAGGAAACCCGCAAAAGGAGGUUGCCGGUGACCGUUGCCUCCAGCGGCUCAGAAUCAGACUCAUCGGAAUCAGAAGAGUCCGAUUCAGAGUCCGAAUCCGAUUCCUCCGAUUCCUCCGAUUCCUCCGAUUCCUCCGAUUCCUCCGAUUCCUCCGAUUCCUCCGACGUCCUGGAGAGCUGGAUGAUCCUGGGUCGAGGGAAACAAGACGGAGACCAGUCCAUCUCGCUCAACCUGGAAGGAGGGUCCGACGGCAGCGCAGAUGCUGAAGAAGAAGGGGGAAGUUGGUUGGUUUCAGACAAAGACAAAGAGGCUCAGAUCUAUAACAAAGACAAGGGUGCCAGGGUAACAGUGCUGCGGACGUCUAACAGAUACUACACCGACAAGAACGUCCAGUGUAGAAACUGCAACAAGAACGGACAUCUCUCCAAGAACUGCCCCGAUCCCAAGAAGCUGUUGGUGUGCUUCCUUUGUGGCCUCCCGGGCCACAUGGUCAUUGAAUGUCCCAGUAAACACUGCAACAACUGUGGCCUCCCCGGGCACCUCUACGAGUCCUGCUGUGAGAGGGCGUACUGGCACAAACAGUGCCACCGCUGUGGGAUGACGGGACACUUCUUUGACGCUUGUCCAGAGAUCUGGAGACAGUACCACAUUACAACUAAGACGGGUCCUCCGGUGAAGCGGCAGGGAGAGGAUCACGGCCGAUCUCCUGCCUACUGCUACAACUGCUCCAGGAAAGGACACUUUGGACACGCCUGUACCCAGCAGAGGAUGUUCAGAGGGGUCUAUCCCACCACCCCGUUCAUUAACCACUAUGAUACCACGGGCGACAUUAAAAGCAGACAACACAGAACCAAGUUCAAAGUUAAAGAUCUGAAGAAAAACGGCCUUUUUCCCGCUCAGACUCCUCUCACUCCUGGACCCCCGAAGAAGAGGCAAAAAAACAACCACCAGACGCCUCACCAAACACCCGGCCACCACAAACCCAACCCCAACCACAUCUUUUUUAACGACAACCAUGACUUUGGAGGCGCAACGCCCAAAGCAAGCAAAAAGAAUAAGUUUAAGCAACAGGAGCACGCGGGCAGCGCGAAGCCGUGGAAACCUAAGAGACCCGUGCCCACCUCGAGACACCACACGCCAAAUAAGCUCAUUUUGGAUGAAGCGGAGGAUUUUCCCAGAGGAGGGGCUGCAGGAGAGAGCGCUGAGACGAAGAGGAAGAGAAGGAAGAUGAAUCAAAUGAAGCAGGGGCCUUCGGAGGGACACGCGUACCACGCGCCAGACCACUUAUUCUUGACUGUAGGGAGAAAGAGGCAAGGGCCGAAGGGAGAGAAGAAGAAAGGGAGGAAUAGUCGAGCCAAAAAACUUGCACCGAUGUACCCGACGGAUGAGAACCUGUUCAUUAUAAAACAGAGGAAACGCAGAAGAUAGCACCAGUUUGUGCAAAGGUUUGGAUUUCACAGGUUGUGUGAAGAUGAAUGUGACAUUUUGUUGAUAUCAGCUCAUUUUUUUUAGCCUGAUGGGUCAUUUUGACCUGUGACUAUGAAAAGAACAAGAUUAAAAGGUGAAAUUAAUGAGAGCUGUCCUCUGUUUUGCUUCUUCAGUUUCAAAGGGUUUCUCAGUCUAACUCACAAUACAGUCAAAAUAUCCAAGCUGCUUUUUUUUUUUUUUACUGUUUCGCCUUAUGGUCAGAGUACAAAUUGUAACUGUUCUGUACUAAUUGUUCUUUAUUUUCAUGCAGAAGAAGUUACGCUGCAGUGUAACAAGUGUUAAGAGUUCAUAGAGGUAGUGGUGUAUUGGUUUACUGCAGAAGGAUCAUAGGUUUGAAUCUCCCCGUGUCCAAAGCUGAGGAGUCUUGAACAAGUACCUAACACCACGUGCUGCCACUGCUCCAAGUGUUAUUAACAUUGCUGUGUUCACAUUAGUUUCUAUUCACUGCGAAAUUUCCCAACUAAUACCUCUACUCUGAACACAGUUUAAAGUUGUUGCUGCUGUAGCUUUUUGGUGAAUUUUUUUACAAACAAAAUACUCUUGGGUAUCUGUCUUUCAUUUCAAACUGAAGGAAUUACCUUUUUUUGUAAUUUGUAAUUUAUCUAAACUCACAAUCAUGCUGUAAAUACAUUUGUACUGUAUUUAAUGCCAGUCUCACUUCACCAGUUCUGGACAGCAUGAAUCACUUGUCUCCUGACUAUAAGAAAGUGAAUCUGUGAAACAUGAGUGAAGCUCCUUUGUGAUAUGAACACUGGUUAACCAAAGUCUCUGGACAAAAUAAAACGUGAAUUGAC
Messenger RNA from Mugil cephalus (flathead mullet), 3004 nucleotides. RefSeq names its product zinc finger, CCHC domain containing 7 (gene zcchc7). The record is from RefSeq and is a predicted model, not a curated record. Gene Ontology annotation, molecular function: nucleic acid binding; zinc ion binding. The transcript has 10 exons. Bases 189 to 2150 code for a protein of 653 amino acids. NCBI's taxonomy places the organism in Eukaryota, Metazoa, Chordata, Actinopteri, Mugiliformes, Mugilidae.